AGUACUACACCAGCAAUUCAACGAUGAGCGGAAGAGGAAAGACCGGAGGCAAGGCUAGGGCGAAGGCUAAGACUCGUUCUUCAAGGGCUGGACUCCAGUUCCCCGUGGGCCGUGUCCACAGGCUGCUCCGCAAAGGCAAUUAUGCCCAGCGUGUCGGCGCUGGUGCACCGGUCUACUUGGCCGCUGUGCUCGAGUAUCUGACCGCUGAGAUCUUGGAGUUGGCCGGUAACGCUGCCCGUGACAACAAGAAGACCCGUAUCAUCCCCCGCCAUCUGCAGCUGGCCGUCCGCAACGACGAGGAGUUGAACAAACUGCUCGGCGGAGUGACCAUCGCUCAGGGUGGUGUGCUGCCUAACAUCCAGGCUGUUCUUCUGCCCAAGAAGACUGAGAAGUCCAAGUAAAUCCAUUUUCGGCGAUAUUAACAAAGGUUCUUUUAAGAGCCACCCAUCUAAUCUUUUAAAAGCAUUUCCAAUAUUUAUCAUGGUUAAUAAAACAUAGUUGGUAAAUAUUAAACUCUAAUCUACUAGCCUAGUAGCCUGGGUUUCCCAUACUGCCUUGCGCGGUGAUUUCUUUCACGCUGCUCAGGCAGUCUGGAAACUAACGCCCCCAUGUUCGCCUGAUGUUGGAGGCCAAUCACAGAACAGGGGAGAAAGCAAGACCAUGAAGAGCUAUGCAGAGACGCAUUUGAUUGACAUCCGUGGCGCCCAAUGAACGGAUCUGGGCAUUUUUUCAAAUACGAGAAAAUGAACGUCUGGUUGCCAGACCACGUCUCAUUUGAGAAGUGGGAGGCGUUAGCCAGGCUACUAGCCUAGCCUAAUAAUGUGACUUGACGAUUCGGUGUCGAUUGUUUUCUUUCAGACCACUCCGAUGCUAUAUAUGUAACCAGGGCUAAGCCCAUGAGCGGUCUACACACUUAUAAGUGGAUGUAGGCCUACUCAUGGGUUUCAUCAGGUCCCUUUCUACGGGUGUAUUAAUCAAGCACCAUGCAGUCUGCAUUCAUAGUCAAGGUGCUUAAUUUAUACACCUGUGGAAAGGGACCUGAUGAACCAUGAAUACUAGGCUGGCUAAGCACUAGGAAUUCAAGAUUCAACACUUUAAUUGCCAUAGGCCUACAACAGAAGUUAGGAAUUUGCUGCGGACGGUGUGCUCUACAACAGAAAAGACAACACCACACAAAAACAGGAAGUCCGAGAUGCAGACAUAGACAUAAGACA
Molecule: messenger RNA, 1214 nt
Organism: Sardina pilchardus (European sardine)
Lineage: Eukaryota; Metazoa; Chordata; Actinopteri; Clupeiformes; Clupeidae
Product: histone H2A
Exons: 1
Coding region: 24-401 (125 amino acids)
Biological process (GO): heterochromatin formation
Cellular component (GO): chromatin; nucleosome
Molecular function (GO): structural constituent of chromatin; protein heterodimerization activity; DNA binding
Source: RefSeq, a predicted model, not a curated record